This is a messenger RNA of Cutaneotrichosporon oleaginosum, 874 nucleotides long. RefSeq lists its product as uncharacterized. Gene Ontology annotation, molecular function: alkylmercury lyase activity. The record is from RefSeq and is a predicted model, not a curated record. NCBI's taxonomy places the organism in Eukaryota, Fungi, Basidiomycota, Tremellomycetes, Trichosporonales, Trichosporonaceae.
UCGCCAGUCACCAUCACCAACCACCCACCUCCUACUACCAUGCCGACCACCGACGACGUUGAGACUGUUCGCGUGGCAAUUUACGACUCCUUCGCGACAAGAGGUCGUGCUCCUACCAUUCCCGAGGUGGCCAGCUCGACUCGCCUCUCCGCUUCCACCGUCCGUGCAAGUUUCGCGGCACUACACGCCUCGCGCGACAUCGUACUCUCCUCCUUCGCGCUGACAGCAUACCAAUGCGGUGACUCGGUCGCCGACACUGAACCCCGUGCCGUGCUCAUGGCGCAUCCCUUUGCCUCCGUGCCCCUGGGGUUCAGCGUCAUGGGCGGCUCCGUCCUCUGGUGGGGCGGCUGCUGCUGGGACGCGUUCGCGCUGCCGCACCUCCUGCCCGUCCAAUCGCCUGUUCUGGUCGCGACGCGGUGCCCCGGCUGCGACAUCCCUAUCGCGAUGAACGUUGCUACCGACGCCCCGCCCAAGCCGACACCGGGCAACGAAGCCAUCGCCCACUUCCUCGUGCCGAUGGCGCGUGCGUGGGACGACGUCGUGCAUACCUGUGCGCACCAGAACUUGUUCUGCUCCGAGGCAUGCUUGGACAGGUGGCUGGAGUUGAGGGGUUACAAGAAGGGGUACGUCAUGUCCACCGACACGCUGUGGCACUUUGCAAAGGACUGGUACAGGGGCCGCCUGGAGCGGGGGUACAAGCGCCGCGAGCCGGCGCAGGCCAAGUCCUACUUCCGCAGCGUGGGGCUGAAGGGCUCGUUCUGGGGUUUGGAAGACUAGUGAACGCUCGACGGACAGCGAGCAUGGUCAGGCGGUCCAAGAUACCAUUAGUUUUACUAUUCAAGUAUGUAUGUCAUGUCACCCUAUCCUCAUUAGA